UUAUGGAAAACAUUCUCCUAAAAAUAUUUCUUAUUUGUGUAAAAUAUGUUUUUUUUUUUUAAUACAACAGUUACACUAUAUGCAGUUCUGUAACAAGAAUCAGGGCAGAAUUUCUUGCAUUAAUACGUGCAAUGUGUGAUUAAGAGGGGAUGGAAUGUUCAUAAUGAUCCAAUUAAAUCAAUAUUAUUUUGUUAUUUUCUGAAAAUUAUGAGCUACAAUUAAAAUCCAGUGAUAAAGUUCCUGCCCUGUGAUUGGCUGGCCUGGUCACAUGGCCAACUAACUUUAUUCAGUUGACAGCAAGUAGGAGGGCUCAAUGGAGGCAAGAAAAAAAAGACAAGAGCAGAAAAAUUAGUAUUUUCUAUCCUGAGAAAUUAAUGGCCAUGAGUUCUUAUAUGGUAAACUCUAAGUAUGUGGAUCCUAAAUUCCCUCCAUGCGAGGAGUAUGUGCAGAGCAGCUACCUAGCAGAACAAGCCCCUGAUUUCUACAGCUCCCAGCAGGGCUCUGACUAUCACCAGCAUCCAGCUAUCUACCCCUCCCGGCCAAACUACAGCGAGGACUCUUCCUUCAGCUGCAGCCACCAUGCACCAGGCUCUUCUGCAUUGCAGCCCCGGGGUCAACAUGGGCAGGAACCACAGAACCCUUACACUGCUCCUGAGGAGCCUUGUCCUGCUCCUGCACAGAUCUCCAGACCCUGCAGCCAACAGCAGCAUCCUAAAAAUGGAAGUCUUUCCAAGCAGCCUGCAGUAGUGUACCCCUGGAUGAAGAAAGUCCAUUGCAACUCAGUCAACCCAAAUUACACGGGAGGGGAACCCAAGCGGUCCAGGACUGCAUAUACCAGGCAGCAAGUUCUGGAACUGGAGAAAGAAUUCCAUUUUAACAGGUAUCUGACCAGACGUCGCAGGAUAGAGAUUGCCCACAGUCUGUGCCUCUCUGAGCGCCAGAUAAAAAUCUGGUUCCAGAACAGGAGGAUGAAAUGGAAGAAAGACCACAAGUUACCCAAUACAAAGGGAAGAUCUUCAUCUGCUUCUUCUCAGCACAUACAGACUCUUAAGGAGCAUCAGACUGACCUUACCUCUUUAUAGGAAGAAAUGCAGAUUGCUAUUAUUUUGUUAUUUUUUACUUUUUAUUGUUAUUUUCUUUUUGAUCUGUAAUAUUUCCAGGACUUCAUACAUGCAGCAGUGUAAACCUAUACAAGGACUAGAAUGCUCACAACUACCAAGAAUGUCUCCUCAGUAGAAAUUCUGGACAUCAUAAACUGUGAGGACAUGUUUCUUUUAUUCACACCAAGAGGAUCCUACAAUGAGAUCUAUGGAAAUUUGUCUUAGGUAAAAAUCUGUCUGUAUGUUCUGUCUGAUAGCACAGGGCAGCAUUGGGUUAACAAGGAAAAGGGAGAGAUAAAACAUAAAUGUGGGGACCAUAUGGGGAAGCUCCACCAUGAUUUCGUUGUUUCUUCUUUGCUACUGCCAGUAUUAUGAAUCACACGAUACCAAAAUACAGGAAAAUUAUUAUUAUGAAAUAAACGGGUUAUUUUAUUUGUAAAGUGUAUUCACUUAUUUAUUUAAAGGGGAACUGUUCUCAUAAAACACAAGGAAAAAAAUAAUCCUAAUAAUAAUACAACCAUAAAGCCAAAUAUACACAAAGGAGAAUUGUUCUCAUGUAUAGUGUGGAGGGAGGACGCUCACUCUGACUAUUCUAUAUAUUUAUGUCUGGCUUUAGAAUGAGAUACCUAGUUAAAGGUAAUUAUUCAAUAGGAUUUUAGUUUGUAGACAAAAAAAACGUAAUUUUGGGUUUUAAAUAAAUAAGAGAAAUUUGAUAAAUGUGAUAUUUUUAUGGGUAAAAAUCCACAGGAAAAAAAAUAAAAUAAAAAAUGGUCAUAGUAAACUGUACAGUUACAUGUAGCAUAUUCUGUUUUAUUUGUAUUAU
Molecule: messenger RNA, 1923 nt
Organism: Hyla sarda
Lineage: Eukaryota; Metazoa; Chordata; Amphibia; Anura; Hylidae
Gene: HOXD4
Product: homeobox D4
Exons: 2
Coding region: 375-1082 (235 amino acids)
Biological process (GO): regulation of transcription by RNA polymerase II; anterior/posterior pattern specification; embryonic skeletal system morphogenesis
Cellular component (GO): nucleus
Molecular function (GO): RNA polymerase II cis-regulatory region sequence-specific DNA binding; DNA-binding transcription factor activity, RNA polymerase II-specific
Source: RefSeq, a predicted model, not a curated record